Messenger RNA from Micropterus dolomieu (smallmouth bass), 2117 nucleotides. RefSeq lists its product as uncharacterized. NCBI's taxonomy places the organism in Eukaryota, Metazoa, Chordata, Actinopteri, Centrarchiformes, Centrarchidae. Bases 38 to 658 code for a protein of 206 amino acids. The record is from RefSeq and is a predicted model, not a curated record. The transcript is spliced from 5 exons.
UUGUCUUUCUCAAGAGCACAGUAUCGCUACCACACGAAUGAUGGACAUCUCUGACCCUCUAACUCUGAGUCCUUUUAAUAACAGCAGUUGUAUGAAAAUGAAAGAAAGAACGCCGUUCAAUCAGGUGAUGACUUGCAAAGCCUCCAACAUGCAGAGAUUCAUCCAGGUGAUGCAGAUGCUGGCGUUGAAGAGCUGCCGAAAGGUCUGCCAGCUGUUCUGCUGCCCCACAGUCACUCAGCUGUGUGAAGAGGUCACAUGCUGCAUAGGUCAAAAAUGUCAAGAUGCGCAGGAUAAAACUCCACAAGUGGCACUGCGGAGUCUGCCUUCCACCAUUUUGAUUGUGAACAUCAGCAACUCCACCUUGAAUGACUGCGUUAUAGGAUACGACUCAUCUGCUGUGGCACAAAGUCAGCCUCUACUACAGGGAUCUGAGCACCAAAUGCACGAUCAGGCGAGGUGCAGCUGCAGCCGUGGACAGAAGGGCGCAGGACACACCUCUGCUUCACCUCCUCCUCCUGUCUGUCCUCCCCUUCCAUCAGCGGAGGCUGCGAGCGUCAACAUACACAGCUCCUAUCUCAAUUGUGUCAUCAUUGGAGACAACAACUACAUGCACGCUGAGCAGAUCCGCUCGACUGAAACAGAAGAACCCCAAGUGUGAAGCUUUGGCCGCGCGGAGCUGACACACACACACAAAAUGAGCUCUAGCAGCACUGCCAUCUAUGGCAUGAUAAUAGUAUUAGGUCAGAUAAUUUCCAUCUCCAGACCACUUUUUUUCAACUUUUGGAUUUGUUUCCAGUCUGCUUUUACUUUUUCUGGGUUUGGUUUUUGGCACUGGCAGACCCAGUGUCCAUCUUCUCUAUCCAUCCAUCCAUCGUCAACCGCUUAUCCUGCAUACAGGGUCGCUGGGGGUUGCAGCCAAUCCCAGCUUACAUUGGGCUUAUUUUUUCAGGCUACAUCUAACAAUAAUUUAAGUAUUAUAUUAUUAUAAAUCUGCCUGUUAUUUUGAAUCAGAAAAGUAAAAAAAAAUCUGACAAAACAAAGAUAUUCAGUUUAAUAUUAUAGAUAGAAAAAUAUAGAAAAAAAAAAAGAAAAGAAAAAGGAGAUGGAACCACAUACUUUUUUUUUGUUUUUUUCAUUUUGACUUACAUCAUUACUGUUAUAGUGUAAUAGGACUUUUUUGCUCUGGUCCUGACAUUUGCAAGUACUGAAAACAUAACCAUAAUUAAUCACAGUUCUCCAAGUGUUGUAAUAGUUUCAGCACACACAAACAAACGUCAACUGCCCAAACCUUUUGGUAAAAUAAUCCUAUUAAGUAAGGACUUUCCUGUUUUGCAAUGUUGGGGCCUCUUCUCCCAUGUCAAACAUGAGGACAUAAAGGUGGGAGCAGUUUUACUGCAUUUAUUUCCCACAUGGAUGUGACUAUCAAAUGACUCGUCUCUCUAUGAUCUCAUCUCAUCUGAUCUUUCGGCACUUGAUGUCCUGUGGCCUGAUACGCUGACUGAUAUACUUUGUUAGAUCCAUUUUUUCAGCUCAUGUUGUGUGAUUGCACAGGCAAACUAAAAAAAUGCUUUGUGUUUGUCCUAAUGUAUGACAGUGGGGGUGGCAGUGGUGCAGUGGAUAAGACUAUGCCUUUGGUGUGAGCAACCCAGGUUCAAUCCCCCACUGUUUUUCAUCCACCAUUGUGUCCCUGAGCAAGACACUUAACCCCUCGUUGCUCCAGAGGCGUGUGACCUCUGACAUGUAUAGCAAUUGUAAGUCAUUUGGGAUAAAUGCGUCAGCUAAAUGAAUAAAUGUAAAUGUAUGGCCUAUGGUCAUUAAUAGUAGACUACGUAGUAGUGCUCAUUGUUGUAACUCAUUUAGAUUUUUUGCAUUUUUAUAUUUAGUAUAAAAUGCUCAGGACACAUCGCACAAAAAUAUGCAAUGAUAGGACUUUGAAUCAAGGUUCUACUAUUGUGUCUGCUGAUGUUUAUAUGAUGUGAUGCUAAAAUGCUCCAUGUUAAUUUUCACAAUGUGCUACUUUUCUUAUUACUUUUAUAUUGAGAGAGAUUUUGUGGACACUAUAUGUUUGAAAUGACAAAAAUAUGUUUGUAUAAUUAAAAAUAAAGAUGAUAGAGAUC